This is a messenger RNA of Cylicostephanus goldi, 192 nucleotides long. The record is from the annotation of a GenBank genome assembly. Lineage: Eukaryota; Metazoa; Nematoda; Chromadorea; Rhabditida; Strongylidae.
AUGGUCACGUUUGAGAUAUUGUGCGCGCAUGAUACGAAUUCCUCGAUGAUCUACUACAUUCUCACCGAUGAGCAUGCCCCGGAUCGGUACCGCGUCAAUCAAGUGCUGGCAAAUCAUCACGAAUUCGCUGAUGCUUUUCACUGUGAAGUGGGCAGUGCCAUGAAUCCCACCAAGCGUUGUGCUCUUUGGUAG